Gigantopelta aegis is the source of this 1973-nucleotide messenger RNA. Its product is annotated as dehydrogenase/reductase SDR family member 7-like. Lineage: Eukaryota; Metazoa; Mollusca; Gastropoda; Neomphalida; Peltospiridae. The coding region runs from base 397 to 1365 and encodes 322 amino acids. The transcript has 8 exons. The record is from RefSeq and is a predicted model, not a curated record. Gene Ontology annotation, molecular function: oxidoreductase activity.
AGAGAAUGUUCCAAAUUCAUAAGUUUAUUCUUUUAGCUGGCAUUUUCACCACAUGCUGCUUACGAUCUUUCACUGUCCGUGUCAGUCGACCCAAACGCUUGUCGACAUCAACCUAAUUUGGCUUUAUGUAAAAUUGUAGCCAGUUCGAGUUCAGUCAAAUCGAUCAGUAAAACGUUCGCAAGACUGGUUUACACGCUUCCCAUUAAACCAAAAUAAUCAAACCGGGAACCAGUCAAAUAGUUCAUUGUUAUUGUUGCUGGCUGUCGCCGAGCACGAGCUGGUUUAGUUCAUCAAGAUUAACCACGCGUGCAAGCACAACUAGGGCUGGUUUAGAUCAACGACUCAUAGAUCUCUAAGAUCUGUCAAGCUGUGAUAAUUGUUAUAAUUUGUGGAGAGAUGGAGCUCUGCUUGUGCUGUUUAGUAUUUGCUGUGAUUCCAAUAUACAUUAUUGUUCAGCUUUUGCGGUUACUUUUGGCUGAUUGUGACCUCACUCUUCAAUGGGCAACAAAGUUUGGUAAAAGUCCAGCCACAUUAAGAGGCACGGUUGUAUGGAUCACGGGAGCUUCUAGUGGAAUUGGCGAGUUCUUGGCAUACAACUUGGCGUCUGCUGGUUGUCGAUUAGUUCUGUCUGCACGCAGAGAAUCUGAGCUGGAGAGAGUAAAGAAACGAUGUCUUUUGAGUGGUCCUGUGAAGGAGGAGGAUAUUUUGGUCUUGCCGUUAGAUCUGUUAAAGUGCGACAGCCAUACCGAGGCAGCUGACGAAGUGCUGAAGUAUUUUGGACAGAUUGAUAUUUUGGUGAAUAAUGCUGGACGUAGUCAGCGAGGAGUCUGGGAAAAGAUAUCGAUUGAAGUUGAUCGCGACAUGAUGGAGUUGAACGUCAUCGGUACACUGUCCAUUACAAAGGCUGUGCUUCCUCACAUGAUUGAGAACAAACGCGGACACAUUGUGGUGAUUAGCAGUGUCGCGGGAAAGUUAGGUAUUCCCAACUCCUGUUCCUAUUCAGGAUCAAAAUUUGCAUUGCACGGCUACUUUGAGUCGCUGAGAAUUGAAGCCUUUCAGCAUAACAUCAAAGUAACGAUGAUUUGCCCGGGACCAGUUUUCUCAAAUGUCCUCACUGCUGCCUUUACUGAGAAACCCGGUCAGGCUUUUGGUGUUGCAAUGAACCCAAAUGAAAAGCGAAUGGCAACUGACAGAUGUGCCUACCUUACUACUGUGGCCAUGGCAAACUCUCUUGAUGAAGUCUGGAUAUCACUGCAGCCUGUUUUGCUGUCCUUUUAUGUUAUUCAGUAUUUCCCAACGUACGGUAAAAUACUUGGAUGUAAACUGGGAAUGAAGGCAAUAAACAAGAUCAGAGAAGGGCAGUAAUUGGAUAUUGUCUUCCAUCCAGCAAAUGUCAGUUCCAUCAAAACAAGUCUAGAAAAAAUAGUUUUGUUAAUGUAUAUAUGCAUAGUCUUAAGUCUGACUUUAUUGAGUUUAUGGAAAGUGAUGGAAAAUUAAAACUGUUGAUAUUAUACAGAAUACUACACUAGGUGCAGUUAUAUAUACCAUUUAUUUUUACCGUUUGCUUUAAAGGCGCUUGAUCAGGGAUGGUUGACCUAAUUAUUGACCCAACAAAGUAUAAUAUGACAAUAUAUACAUUUGAUUUGUACCUAAAAGUACUUUUUAAACCAUCUAUAUAACCAGUAUAUUCCACUUAUUAUUGAUAUUUUAUAAAAAUAAUUGAAUUAUGUGAACGGUCCAUAAUUCAGAGAAAAAUAACUGCUAUUUGGAGAGCAGAGGUGUGACGUAUUAUUUUGAGUCAUGUGACGGGCAUCCCCCGAAUAACCGCUUUACCGUCCUCUGCAAAGUAGGGUGAAUAGAAAACAAUGAAUAUAAAUUAUUAAAAAAUAAUAAAAAUAUGUACUGAAUGAUAAUACGCUUAUACAUUAAUUUAUUUUAGUAACAGAAACAUGUUAAACGUCGACAAUCCCGAC